Messenger RNA from Scutellospora calospora, 474 nucleotides. The record is from the annotation of a GenBank genome assembly. Lineage: Eukaryota; Fungi; Glomeromycota; Glomeromycetes; Diversisporales; Gigasporaceae.
AUGAGCAAUUCAGCACAAUCUAUCUCUUGUGCUUCUACACUAUCUAUUUUUCGUGCUUCCACACAAUUCAUCUCAUAUGCUUCCACUUAUUCAGAAUCAAAUGAAACUCUUGAAGGAUUUGUAAAUAGUCUUAAGCUUAAUGUUACUAAUCAAGCUCAAAACUUAGAAGAUGAAGCUCCAAGUUUGAUAGAUAAUAUGGACAAUAGUGGCAUGGUGUUGGCAUCUUCUUCAUGUAUUCUAUUAACUACUCUCCAAAAUUCAAAUUUCAAUUACAAAACUCAAAACAGAGAUUCAGAUAAUACUAAUGAGUUGUCAGGCAAGUCUAUAAAACCUCAAAAUUCUAGUCGCACACUAUGUAGUAAUAGUGGAGUAAUUAAACCUGCGAAAGUUUUAAAUACAGAAGAUUAUGUUGUGCCAACUAGAGGAUGGUCUCCAAAAGCACUUAAUAAAAAAAAGACUAAUGGUAUGACAUGA